CUAGCCCUGGGCUUGGGAGUUAGCUUGCAGUUAACACUUGGACACCUGUGGGUCUGCAGGGCAGGGCAGCGGAGCCACGUCCUCAAUCCACUGGGGGUCUGCUCCCAAGCCCACUCUGCUCCAUCCAGACCAGCUUGUGCCCCCCCGGACUCCUGUAGCACCCCCCGCCCCCACAAGAGCCACAGCCCACUUUGCCAAGAUGUCCAAGGUAGCCAAGUAUCGCCGGCAGGUGAGUGAAGACCCUGACAUCGACAGCCUGCUGUCCACGCUGUCUCCCGAGGAGAUGGAGGAGCUAGAGAAGGAGCUGGAUGUGGUGGAUCCGGAUGGGAGCAUUCCCGUGGGCCUGCGGCAGAGAAACCAGACAGAGAAGCAGUCCGUGGGCACGUACAACCGGGAAGCCAUGCUCAACUUCUGUGAAAAGGAGACCAAGAAACUUAUUCAGAGGGAGAUGUCCAUGGAUGAAAGCAAGCAAGUGGAGACCAAGACAGAUGCCAAGAAAGGAGAAGAAAGGGGCAGAGAUGCCAGCAAAAAACCCCUGGGCCCCAGACGGGACUCAGACCUGGGGAAGGAGCCAAAGAGGGGUGGUUUAAAGAAAAGCUUCUCAAGAGACAAAGAUGAAGCUGAUGGCAAAAGCGGAGAGAAGCCCAAGGAGGAGAAGCUCAUCAGGGGCAUUGACAAGGGCCGGGUCCGGGCUGCUGUGGACAAGAAGGAGGCAGGGAAGGAUGGGAAGGGAGAGGAGAAGGCAGCAGCCCCAAGGAAGGAGGACGAGAAGAAAGGCAGUGACAAGAGUGCAGGGACAAGCAGAGACAAGGACAAGAAGAGAGAGGAGAAGGAGAUAAGCAAGAGAGAGGACGACGGGAAGGGAAAAGGGGAGAGUAGGGACGCAGACACCAAGAAAGAGGGUGAGCAGAUGAAAAGAGGAAGUGGGAACACAGAUACAAAAAGGGAGGAAGAGAAAGUGAAAAAAGAUGAGUCCAUAAGCGAAAAGGAACCCAAAGAAGAGAAGAAGACCCAAGCGCAGGAGAAACCAGCCCUGGCUUGCCCCACCAAGCCCUCUGAAGGGCUUGCCAAGGCGGAGGAGGAAGCAGCUCCCAGCAUAUUUGAUGAGCCUCUGGAGAGAGUGAAGAACAAUGACCCAGAGAUGACCGAGGUGAAUGUCAACAACUCAGACUGUAUCACAAAUGAGAUCUUGGUCCGGUUCACCGAGGCUCUGGAGUUCAACACGGUGGUCAAGGUGUUUGCCCUGGCCAACACACGCGCUGACGACCACGUGGCCUUCGCCAUCGCCAUCAUGCUCAAGGCCAACAAGACCAUCACCAGCCUGAACCUGGACUCUAACCACAUCACAGGAAAAGGCAUCCUCGCCAUCUUCCGGGCCCUCCUCCAGAACAACACGCUGACGGAACUCCGCUUCCACAACCAGCGGCACAUCUGCGGUGGCAAGACCGAGAUGGAGAUUGCCAAGCUGCUCAAGGAGAACACUACCCUGCUUAAGCUGGGCUACCAUUUCGAGCUGGCUGGGCCCCGGAUGACAGUCACCAACCUGCUCAGCCGCAACAUGGACAAACAGCGACAAAAGCGACUCCAGGAGCAACGGCAGGCCCAGGAGGCUGGUGGUGAGAAGAAGGAUCUGCUGGAGGUGCCCAAGUUAGGGGCCCUGGCCAAGGGCUCCCCAAAACCCUCCCCCCAGCCAUCUCCAAAGGCCUCGCCCAAGAACUCGCCCAAGAAAGGGGGCGCUCCAGCUGCUCCGCCCCCACCCCCGCCUCCCUUGGCCCCGCCCCUAAUCAUGGAGAACCUGAAGAACUCAUUGUCACCAGCCACCCAGAGGAAGAUGGGAGACAAAGUCCUCCCCGUCCAGGAGAAGAACUCCCGCGACCAGUUACUGGCCGCCAUUCGCUCCAGCAACCUCAAGCAGCUCAAGAAGGUCGAGGUGCCCAAACUGCUUCAGUAGGACCAGACUGCCAGGGGGCACCAUCUGCCAAUGCCAAGGCUGCCCCGGCCUCGCCUCCCAGGGCCGCAAGACCCCACC
This is a messenger RNA of Neomonachus schauinslandi (Hawaiian monk seal), 2029 nucleotides long. RefSeq names its product leiomodin 1 (gene LMOD1). The record is from RefSeq and is a predicted model, not a curated record. The transcript is spliced from 3 exons. Gene Ontology annotation, molecular function: tropomyosin binding; actin binding. Bases 200 to 1951 code for a protein of 583 amino acids. Gene Ontology annotation, cellular component: myofibril; striated muscle thin filament. Gene Ontology annotation, biological process: myofibril assembly; muscle contraction; pointed-end actin filament capping. NCBI's taxonomy places the organism in Eukaryota, Metazoa, Chordata, Mammalia, Carnivora, Phocidae.